Messenger RNA from Linum trigynum, 2366 nucleotides. NCBI's taxonomy places the organism in Eukaryota, Viridiplantae, Streptophyta, Magnoliopsida, Malpighiales, Linaceae. The record is from the annotation of a GenBank genome assembly.
UUCUUCAAAAUUAGUCCGAAUUCGGAGAUUUCCUAAACGUCAUAGAGUAAUCAGUACAUCAAAGUAGGAUCAGAACUAGGAACAAUUUGAAAACCCAGGCCCAUCAAAUAGCCUCUCGUAGCCAGAACAAAGGCAUUUAUUGCUCAAUCAAGGAGUUGUUGUGAAAAAGUAGAGAGAAGAUCGCUCUCCCCUCUCUCCUAAGAGUUUUUCGAACGUUGAGUUCCCCCCUCUGGGGAAAUGACCGUUGGGCCUGCUCCGCCUGUGGCGGAACCGGACCACUGCCUGAAGCCGCCGGAUGAGACGCCGCCGGACGGAACGCCGCCGUUCACGCCGCCGCAGCCUACCAAAAAGGCGAAAGCAAGCAUGAGUGAGGGAUUCUCAGGAGGGGAAGAAAUGGUAAUCUCUGUCACUACAGCCCAUUACCAGAACGUCGAUGAGGUUGCAAUGGAGAACCAAGGGGUGGGGGGGAACCUCGAUCACCCAAUGGAGCCAGUACAGGAGACUGAGAUCCCCAGAAUCUCCUACAAGGACUCCUUCUUGGGGAAUAGUCCGCCAAUCGAUAUACCAGAGGGCGAUGAGCUCAUGUCAGAUGAAUCGGAAGAUGAAUCAACUGAAGACGAUCCUGAUUGUCCCACCAUUCGCAUCAAGAAAAGCACUGAUGCUCGCAUCAAGAAAAGCACUGAUGCUCGCAUCAGAAACAGAUGGCGGCGUGCAAUUACCUUCUGUGUGCUAGGAAAAUCUCUCGCCUUUGCAUUCGUUCACCGGCGCAUCCAGAAAAUGUGGGCAAGAACAGGAGGAGUCCGAAUUGGAGACAUAGGCAAAGGGUUCUUCCAGGCCUCCUUUGAUUCUCAAUUAGAUCAUGAUCGAGCAUUGUAUGGAGGGCCAUGGACUAUCGAUGACCACUACAUCGCGGCGGAACCAUGGAGGCUGGAUUUCGACCCUGACUUCGACACCAUCACCAGAGCCUCUGUUUGGGUAAGGCUUCCUCGACUUCCCCUGGCCUAUUUUGAUGAGGAAAUUCUUCAGGACAUUGGGGACAGAAUUGGAAGGGUUGAGAAGAUUGACUACAAUACGGCUAAUGGGUCAAGAGGAAACUACGCAAGAAUUUGUGUUGAGAUCGACCUGAGGAAAAGACUGGUCUCAAAAUACAGAAUCAAAAGAAGGGUGCGACGAGUGGAGUAUGAAGGGCUCCACACUGUGUGCUUUGGGUGCGGUUGCUAUGGCCAUUUGGAGGAUUCUUGCCCCCUUGCCCACUCCCCAGAAGCAAACCCGGAAGAAAGAACGAAAACCACACAGGAGGCAGGGCAGGAGCAGAAGAUUAGACCAGAAAUUCUUGAAGAUUUUGGGCCCUGGAUGUUGGCGACGAGGGUCAAAAGAAAACCAAGGCAACAGAGCAACCAAAAGAAUAACAACCAGGAAAAAAAGAGAGAAGAGCCAGGGGUACAGGGAUCUCGAUUUAGUGUUCUGGAUGGGGAAAUGGAAAUAGACGCAGAGGAGAAUAUUGGGACAACAAUCAAUGAAGAAGAGGGACCACAGACUAAUCUGGAGACAUCUAACUCUGCAAGUCAACCCGAGGGAAAAUCGAAUGAGAAAAUCAAGGAAGGAGUCAAUGGAGCAUCAAAUGGGAAGGAGAGGAAGGCAAAGAAGGACGUGCAAACUAGAGAAGGGAACAAAGAGAAGAUGGAGAAGGCUGGAUCAAGUAACCCACCCCUCAGUGGCAGGCCUGCCAGCACACCCAAGCAAGUUAGAAGCAGUGGUGAUCGCCCUGCCAAAGGAACCCCCAAGAGUGCCCUGAGCACUAAACAAGCGAAUGUAGUCAAGCAACCGCCCCAUCAGAAGCUGGCCAAACCAAAAAGUGGAGUGGUCACAAACAACUCUGGAUCCCCUGGUUGUGGAAAUGAAAGAGGACAGGCCUCAGGAGCUAGAGCAGGACACCAACCAAAAAUGAAGGUUGAAGAUCCUUGCAUUGGAAGUAAAGAGAAAGCCAAGAAGAAAUUGGGAUCCCCUGAUGGUGAACUUGGGUGCCCAAAAAAGAUCAACUUCGACCAGAUCCAGGUAGAAGCUCCUCUGUUGCCAGAAUGUGCAUUUCCAUCCGUGAUCAAAGCUAAUGCAAAAGAUCAAGGGAGGGAAGAGGUGGCCAUGGCCAUCGAUAAUUGCUGACCUAGUCUCAGAAAGUCUAGGGAAACGUCUCUUAACCUUUCUUAUGGUUAAAGUGCUUUCCUGGAACUGCAGGGGUGCUAGACACCCCAAAUUUCAGUCUACCUUUGCCUUUUUCAAGUCUUUACACUUGCCUGAUGUUGUUUGUAUUCUGGAACCAAGAAUCAGUGGUACAGACGCCAAAGAAGUAAUCAAAGCCAUGGGUUAUA